This is a messenger RNA of Pleuronectes platessa (European plaice), 1349 nucleotides long. Its product is annotated as CD276 antigen. NCBI's taxonomy places the organism in Eukaryota, Metazoa, Chordata, Actinopteri, Pleuronectiformes, Pleuronectidae. The coding region runs from base 121 to 1074 and encodes 317 amino acids. The record is from RefSeq and is a predicted model, not a curated record. The transcript has 4 exons. Gene Ontology annotation, cellular component: external side of plasma membrane. Gene Ontology annotation, biological process: negative regulation of T cell proliferation; T cell costimulation; cell surface receptor signaling pathway.
AUUGUUGUUAAGAGUUUGAUCCUCAGCUGCCAGGGAACUGAUGCAGCCUCAAACCUGCUUAUCUACAUGUUUCCACCCUCUCUCCUUCUUUAAUCCACGUUCAGUUCUCACAGAGUGAAGAUGUCUGCGUUCAGGUCUCUGGUUGUGUUGAUCCUCAUCAUGUGGACUCUCACCACAGCAGAUGGUAAGGUCUGUGUUUUAGCAGAGAGCUGCAUCUUACGCUGCAGUUUUCAUCCUGGUAAAGAACCAGUAAUCCACUGGAUGAAGGUGGAACCAGGAAACCCUCCUGUCCACUCCUACUACAACGACAAAGACCAGUUUGAUAAACAGAGCGAGCACUUCAGAGGCCGGACAUCACUGUUCACAGAUCAGAUCUCCAGAGGAGACGCCUCCAUCAGGCUGACGGGGCUGCAGCUUCAGGACCAGGGAAGAUACAAGUGCUUCACCAGCAUCAUCAAUGGAGGCAGCGAGGAGUCAUUUAUCAACCUGACAGCAGAAGCUCCGGUGCGUCACGUGGACAUUGAGCAGGUGGAGGACAGCUUCACCUGCCGCUCAGAGGGGAUCUACCCCGAGCCGCAGCUCACCUGGUCCACCAGGCCUCCGUCCAACGUGACCCUUCAGAACCAAACCUCAGUGAAGGAGACGGAGCAGCAGCUCUAUGAGAUCAGCAGCACAGUGACACUGUCAGACAGAGACUCUGUUCUGAUCUGCAGCAUCAGCACUCGCAGUGGGAGGAGGAGCGCGCUGUGGUAUCAACCCACUCCCGUCCAUGUGUCACCGAAUGAAACAACAACAACAAUCCACUGCACUGCUCCAAACACCAAACCCCCGACACACUGGGUGUGGAAGUUCAACCACAGGCAGAUCAUUGUGAACCAGACCGGGGUGGACGGCCCCCCCAGGGUCUCAGAGCAGUGGAGGCAGCAGGUGGAGGAUGUGUCAGCGUCAGGCAGCCUCACGCUGCACCACUUAUCUUCAGAUCACCAGGGAACGUUCACCUGUGAACUCAGUAGUGAAGAGGAGACGCUCUUCAUCAACAGCUACGUGACGAUAGAGGAAGGUAAGAUCCCAUGAGACCAGAACUGAUGAUGAAAUCCUCAGAGCGACUGUCAGACCUGAGGCUGGUGCAGUGAGUCCUGGUUCCUCCUGGUGGAGCAGAUCCCCCAGGGCUCCGUCCUCCAGCUCCUCAGGAGCAUCAUGUCCACAUGUUGUCAGGAGAACACACAGGAACCAGGAGGACACACACACACACACACACACACACACACACACACACACACACACACACUACACUUUACACUGAAGACACAUCACUGCACUUUGUUGAUGCUACAGUUCUUCUCUCUGAA